This is a messenger RNA of Hypoxylon trugodes, 1200 nucleotides long. RefSeq names its product mitosis protein dim1. The transcript is spliced from 4 exons. The record is from RefSeq and is a predicted model, not a curated record. Bases 115 to 546 code for a protein of 143 amino acids. Gene Ontology annotation, cellular component: spliceosomal complex; U4/U6 x U5 tri-snRNP complex; U5 snRNP. Lineage: Eukaryota; Fungi; Ascomycota; Sordariomycetes; Xylariales; Hypoxylaceae. Gene Ontology annotation, biological process: mRNA splicing, via spliceosome.
UUUUUUUUUUUUUUUUUUUUUUCCGGGGAAGAAGCAUAACCCUCGCCGAUAUCCAUAACCACUGUGAUCCUCUCCCCGCCGCUUCGAGAGCCGAGAUUCCUCAAUCACCCGAAGAUGGGUUCCAUAGUUCUACCUCAUCUGAAUACGGGCUGGCAUGUCGACCAAGCCAUCCUUUCGGAGACGGAGCGUGUUGUCGCAAUUCGUUUCGGGCGCGAUCACGACCCUGAGUGUAUGCGACAAGACGAAGUUCUAUAUCGUAUCGCAGACAAGGUAAAGAAUUUCUGUGUCAUCUACGUCUGCGAUAUCGACCAAGUCCCCGAUUUUAAUCAGAUGUACGAGUUGUAUGACCCCUGCACUAUCAUGUUUUUCUACCGGAACAAGCACAUGCUAUGCGAUUUAGGCACGGGAAAUAACAACAAGCUCAACUUUGUCUUAGAAGACAAACAAGAGCUGAUCGAUAUCGUCGAAACGGUCUACAAAGGCGCUAAGAAGGGUCGCGGUCUAGUCGUCAGCCCCAAGGACUACUCUACUCGCUACCGAUACUAGUUCCGCGACGAAAAAUGCCUUUUCCCACGCCACAUUACGAAGCUUUUUUUCCCCUUCUAAUCCACUUCUCGCGCGCGAAAUAAGGUAGUUGGUCGUUGAGGGUAUUCGAGUAUAGUUGGGAAAUGCUUAUGAAUUAACUGGCACACUUCUUUUAUUGCUGAUGUAAGUUGAUGCGGUACAUCGUGAUACUAACAUGGGCGGGGUGAAUUCGAUAAGAAAUGCCUGGAGAUUCAUCAAGUAUAAUGUCCUUUUCUAGAAUGCUACUGAAGAUUAAGAUAUAUCUCGAGUACCUAUAUAUUUAAUUAUUGAAGUAAGUGCUGUAUGCUUGAAUACGUGUAUGUGGAGGCGCAGUUGAUUGUGAAUAUUUUAGAGGUUAAAAAAUACGAUGGAUGGCGUUGGCGAUGGCGUUGACGAUGUUGGUAUGAUCUGCUUCAGCUGCUUUUGACUUUGUACAUACAUAUGUACAGUUCUGCAACACAAUUCGGAUACUGUAUGUACCUAGGUAUGUAUUCAGGUAAUAUACAGCAGUCAACGAGCAAGGUAUACGUAACGUGGAAGCUGGUGUGGUAUUGAAAAUGCCAAAAUUAGUAUAGCGAAAAGUAUGAGAUCCACACAAAGAUGCCCUUCUAUCCUUGUAGGUCCAUGGAAUCUCAU